Molecule: messenger RNA, 1528 nt
Organism: Budorcas taxicolor (takin)
Lineage: Eukaryota; Metazoa; Chordata; Mammalia; Artiodactyla; Bovidae
Product: ras GTPase-activating protein-binding protein 2-like
Cellular component (GO): ribonucleoprotein complex; cytosol
Molecular function (GO): mRNA binding
Source: RefSeq, a predicted model, not a curated record
UCUCAGCUUUUGCUCUUCCAACCUGCUAAAAGGAAUUCCUGGAUCUAAACACCAGUAUUUGACAUUGUGCAGCAAAGAAAUGGUUAUGGAGAAGCCCAGUCCGCUGCUUGUAGGGCGGGAGUUUGUGAGGCAAUAUUAUACUUUGCUGAAUAAAGCUCCAGAAUAUUUACACAGGUUUUAUGGCAGGAAUUCUUCUUAUGUUCAUGGUGGAGUAGAUGCUAGUGGAGAGCCCCAGGAGGCUGUCUAUGGCCAAAAUGAUAUACACCACAAAGUAUUAUCUCUGAACUUCAGCGAAUGUCAUACUAAAAUUCGUCACGUGGAUGCUCAUGCAACCUUGAGUGAUGGACUAGUGGUCCAGGUCAUGGGUUUGCUGUCUAACAGGGGACAACCAGAGAGGAAGUUUAUGUAAACCUUUGUUCUGGCUCCUGAAGGAUCUGUUCCAAAUAAGUUUUAUGUUCACAAUGAUGUGUGUCGUUAUGAAGAUGAAGUAUUUGGUGAUUCUGAACCAGAACUUGAUGAAGAAUCAGAAGAUGAAGUAGAGGAAGAACAAGAGGAAAGACAGCCGUCUCCAGAACCUGUGCAGGAGAAUGCUAACAGUGGCUACUAUGAAGCUCACCCUGUGACUAAUGGCAUAGAGGAGCCUUUAGAAGAAUCCUCGCAUGAACCUGAACCUGAGCCCGAAUCUGAAGCAAAGACUGAAGAGCUGAAACCUGCAGUGGAGGAGAAGAACUUGGAAGAGUUAGAGGAGAAGUCUGCUUCUCCUCCACCUGCUGAACCUGUUUCUCUGCCACAGGAACCACCAAAGGCUUUCUUCUGGGCUUCAGCAACCAGUAAAAACCUGCCUCCUAGUGGCACUGCUUCUUCCUCUGGAAUUCCACCCCAUGUUAAAGCACCAGUCUCACAGCCGAGAGUGGAAGCUAAACCAGAAGUUCAAUCUCAGCCACCUCGUGUGCGUGAACAACGACCUAGAGAGCGACCUGGUUUCCCUCCUAGAGGACCAAGACCAGGCAGAGGAGAUAUUGAACAGAAUGAAUCUGAGAACCGUAGAAUAAUUCACUAUCCAGAUAGUCAUCAACUCUUUGGUGGUAACUUGCCACAUGAUAUUGAUGAAAAUGAAGUAAAAGAGUUCUUCAUGAGUUUUAGAAAUGUUGUGGAACUUCGCGUCAAUACCAAGGGUGUUGGCGGAAAGCUUCCAAAUUUUGGUUUUGUGGUUUUUGAUGACUCCAAACCAGUUCAGAGAAUCUUAAUUGCAAAACCAAUUAUGUUUCGAGGGGAAGUACAUUUAAAUGUGGAAGAGAAAAAGACAAGAGCUGCCGGAGAGCGAGAAACUCGAGGUGGUGGUGAUGACCGCCGGGAUAUUAGGCGCAGUGAUCGAGGUCCUGGUGGUCCCCGGGGAAUAGUGGGCGGUGGAAUGAUGCGCGACCGGGAUGGAAGAGGACCCCCUCCGAGAGGUGGCAUGGCACAGAAACUUGGCUCUGGGAGAGGAGCCGGGCAGAUGGAAGGCCACUUCACAGGACAGCGUCGCUGA